Spathaspora passalidarum NRRL Y-27907 is the source of this 1608-nucleotide messenger RNA. RefSeq lists its product as uncharacterized. The transcript has a single exon. Lineage: Eukaryota; Fungi; Ascomycota; Pichiomycetes; Serinales; Debaryomycetaceae. The coding region runs from base 1 to 1608 and encodes 535 amino acids. Gene Ontology annotation, biological process: transcription initiation at RNA polymerase I promoter; nucleolar large rRNA transcription by RNA polymerase I. The record is from RefSeq and is a predicted model, not a curated record. Gene Ontology annotation, cellular component: RNA polymerase I upstream activating factor complex. Gene Ontology annotation, molecular function: RNA polymerase I general transcription initiation factor activity; rDNA binding.
AUGCUGGCAGAAGAGGAUACACCAGCUCCUACUUCUCCUCCUGCUCCUACUUCUAUCCCCCCUGGGCCUGCCCCUCCUGUAAUAUCCCGAUCAGAGGGCCUACGACCAAGUCGAGUGUUUAUAGGAAACCGAGCUUACGUUGAUUUCUACAAUCGGUUCGUAGAGGAAACAUUCACCUAUUCCAAUUCAUACACCACAUCCCACUUGCGUGACUCGAUAAUCGCACACAAUGGGCAAGUCUACUACCGAAGCGAAGAAGGAACAAUAACUGAACACGAAACGCCAGGAACGUUUUGGUCCUGGCAGGAGAAAGAGCGCUUCUUUGAUGCCUUGAGCAAAUGCAGUAUCCAUCGGGCCGACUUGAUCCAAGAACGGGUAAAGACAAAGUCCAUAUUGGAGAUCAUGAAUUACUAUACACAUUUGAAGAAGCUGACAGAAGCAUUGAAGAACCGGAAGCUGACGGUGGUCAAUCGGUUCGGACUCAAGCGGAAUUGGAGCACCAAGUUAUUGACAUACCACGAAAUGCCCAUUGCAUACGAGAUAUCGCCUUACUUUAUCAAUUUUGAGGAAUUACAAACUGAACUGAUUGGAUAUCGAGAGAGAACAUUCGAAUUGGCAAAAGCCACAAAGUUGAAAUCGAGUUUUGCAAUAUAUGAAGACUUGUCCUUGAUCAACCUUGACAAUUUCAAGAAGUUGUUUUCAUUAAACCUUGGGUUUCCUGCAUUGAUACUAAUCGAAGAAUUGAUCCGUCUAUUAACUAAAAGAAUCAUCUUGAAAGUUAUAUCCACCCAUUCAAAUUCAAUCAGAAAAUUCGAUAUAGAUCAAGCAAUUGCAUCACUCAAUUAUAACGAUCCGGAUUCGCUAUUCAACUAUAGAAACAUGUGGAUUGAAGUUUCCAAUUUACAAAAGGAGAAACGGAACUUGUACGAACCAACACUAUAUCUUGAUCCCACAUUCACCAUCCCCCAGAAACAUCAAGGAGAAAACCCAAAGGGAAUAAUGCAUAUCAAUUCAUUGAGGAAAGGCAAUAUCGCUAACAUUUCCGAGGAACUAGAUGAGGAACUAGAAGACAUGUUGAUUGAGCAUGAAACUGAAGAAUUGGAGGCGUUGGAUCAAAUGAAUUCCAAAGUGCAUGAACGAGGGUUGGCAACAAUGUUAUUGCCGAGUGCUUAUUAUGAACCAGAAAAGGCACAAGAUUUAGCUGCUCUUUGGUUAACUGAGCAGAGAGAAUUAGAAAAUGAAAGUGAAAGUGAAAGUGAAAGUGAAGAGGAGGAUGUGGACAAUACACUGGAGCUUAACCAACAGGUCGCCCCUGAGCAAAUUCAAUCCAAUGUGGCUGAAGCGGAUACUCAAAUCAGUUUAGAGUUGAUAGAUCCAGAACUCACAAAUAGAACCCCAUCGGUUGCUCCGGAAGACGUUCCAAUUGAGGUACAAUAUACUUGCCAAGAGCCAUCUACGCAGGAACCACCCCCUGCAGAGCUACCUAAUCAAGAGCCAGCUGCGGAAGAACCACCUACUAAAAAACGCAAAAUCUCACCAUCGACAAUUCAUCGCUUGGUUGUCGACAGUUACACAUACACAUACGCCAAUUAUGACAAAAAUUCAUAG